CCAUAAUUUCUCGAACCCCCCCGGCGCUUAUAGAAGUGAUUCUUUGCUAAUAUCAAUUAGUACUCGCAGAGCAGAUUUCAUUAUAUCAAGCUACGAUGGUUGUAGAUACCUCUUAUUAUGACGCUCUUCAGGUGCCUCCCACGGCGACCGAGCUUGAGAUCAAAAAGGCCUACCGGAAGCUCGCUAUUAAAUUGCAUCCAGACAAGAAUCCCGGCGACGAGACCGCUCACGCGAAGUUCCAGGAGAUCGGAGAAGCAUACCAGGUGCUAAGCGACUCGCAGCUACGGGCAGCUUACGACAAAUAUGGCAAGGAAAAGGCAAAGCCGGAUACUGGCUUCGAGGAUCCCUCUGAGUUCUUUUCCAUGAUCUUUGGUGGAGACGCUUUUCAGGACUGGAUAGGCGAGAUUACUCUCAUGAAAGAUCUUACAAAGACUAUGGAUAUAACUAUGAGGGAUGAGAUGGAGGAGGCUGAAGCUGCGCAAGCGCAGGCUGAAGCCGGUGCCCAGAAUUCUACCACUACUGCGGCUGGAAAGACGGCAGAGACGCCAGCGGCAGACAUUCACUCCCAUCCAGAGCAGGGGGAUGUACCACCUCCGGUACCACCAAGGCCGGCUCAUGCCACGGCUGAGGCAGAAGCGUAUCCUUCUCCAACACCUUCAGGCACAAGCACACCUCGUCCUCAGGGCAUACCAACAAGGCUCGCUAUUGACAGCAAGGCCUACGAGGAGCAAGCUGCUAUGGACGCCGCCCAUAUGACUGAGGAGGAGAAGCAGCUGCGUGAGAAACAGAAGAAGAAGGGUUUGACGAAGGAACAGCGUGAAGAGCUGCAUGCCUUCGAGUUGGAGCGCCGAAAACAGAGAGAAGAACGAGUGAACACUUUGGCACAAAAACUCAUCAACUACAUAUCAGUGUGGACUGAAACGGACAAGAGUCCAGAUGUCACCAAAGCGUUCAAGGAGAAGACGAUACUUGAGAUCGAGAACCUGAAAAUGGAGUCUUUCGGCCUGGAAAUUUUACAUGCUAUUGGCGCCACGUAUUUAGCGAAAGGAUCAUCCUUUUUGAAGACACACAAGUCCUUCCUAGGAAUUGGAGGCUUCUGGUCAAAGCUUAAGGAUAAGGGCCAGAUUGCAAAGGAUACUUGGAACACUAUCUCAACCGCUAUCGAUGCUCAGAUGACAAUGGAAGAGAUGGCUCGUGCAGAAGAGCGUGGGGGAGAGGAUUGGACGGACGAGAAGCGGGCGGAGUACGAGAAGAAAGUGACUGGAAAGAUCCUCGCAGCUGCAUGGCGUGGGUCGAAAUAUGAGAUACAGGGCGUACUGCGUGAAGUUGCCGAUAAGGUCCUAAACGACAAGAGCAUCCGCACCGAAAAGCGGAUAGAACGCGCCCAGGCUCUUAUAAUCAUCGGAGAACUUUUUGCCAAAGCCGAGCGAGAUCCUGAUGAAGAAGGAGAUUUCAUGGCCUUUGAACAGUUGAUGGCGGAGGCGCAGAUGAAAAAGGAUAAGAAAGAGGACAAGAAGGCUAAGAAAGACAAGCAAAAGUCAAAAUCUGACGACUAAUGCUAACAUCGUGAUCACCAGAUAUCUGAUCAGGCGGGGUAAGGAAAGGCUGAUAGAGCGAUGCUGCUGUAAGUGCGGCGAUAUUGGCGACACGGAGCCUUAGGAGAAUUUUUCGUCUUUGUUUUGGACUCGAUAGAUAUCCUUGAGCAAAUCUGACAAGAUUCAAGUUUAUUAUCA
Molecule: messenger RNA, 1733 nt
Organism: Verruconis gallopava
Lineage: Eukaryota; Fungi; Ascomycota; Dothideomycetes; Venturiales; Sympoventuriaceae
Exons: 2
Coding region: 96-1556 (486 amino acids)
Biological process (GO): protein import into peroxisome matrix
Cellular component (GO): cytosol
Source: RefSeq, a predicted model, not a curated record